Molecule: messenger RNA, 1189 nt
Organism: Micropterus dolomieu (smallmouth bass)
Lineage: Eukaryota; Metazoa; Chordata; Actinopteri; Centrarchiformes; Centrarchidae
Gene: uox
Product: urate oxidase
Exons: 8
Coding region: 65-964 (299 amino acids)
Biological process (GO): urate catabolic process; purine nucleobase catabolic process
Cellular component (GO): peroxisome
Molecular function (GO): urate oxidase activity
Source: RefSeq, a predicted model, not a curated record
UUUUACUGGAGCUGGGGCAGGGACUGAGGACAGUGACACAGCAGGCAAAGGAAAGGAACAUACCAUGGCUGCUGCUUCAAAUCAGAAUGUGGAGUUUGUGCGAACAGGCUACGGCAAGAACACAGUGAAGGUGCUGGUCAUCAGGAGACAGGGGAUCCACCACUACAUCAUUGAGCUGAAAGCCGACGUGGAGCUCACACUCAACUCGUGCAAGGAUUAUCUGACUGGAGACAACUCGGACAUCAUCCCCACCGACACCAUCAAGAACACCGUCCACGCCCUGGCCAAGAUCAAGGGGGUCAAGACCAUCGAGCAAUUUUCCCUGGAUAUCUGUCAUCAUUUCCUAACCUCUUUCAACCAUGUGCUGAGGGCCAAAGUUCACAUGGAGGAGGCUCCAUGGAGACGAUUGGAGAAGAAUGGAGUGGAGCAUGCUCAUGCAUUUAUCUACAGCCCGGAAGCUUUUCGCUUCUGUGAUGUUGACCAGAAUCUCAAUGGGAUCCCAGUGGUUCACAGUGGUGUGAAGAACAUGACAGUUCUGAAAACCACCCAGUCUGGUUUUGAGGGUUUCCACGUAGACCGCUUCACUACUCUGAAAGAGGCCAAGGACAGGUGUUUCUGCACCUCUGUCUACUCCAAGUGGCGCUACAACAAGAUUCAGGAUGUCAACUUUGACACUGCAUGGAAGUGUGUGAAGGAGACCAUUAUUGAGAAGUUUGCUGGUCCCUACGAUCGUGGGGAGUACUCACCCUCUGUGCAGAAGACUCUUUAUGAAACACAGGUUCUGGUCCUGGAUAGAGUUCCUGAAGUGGAAGAAAUUGAGAUUGUCAUGCCCAACCAGCAUUACUUCACCAUAGACAUGACAAAAAUGGGCCUCGUCAACAAAGAUGAAGUUCUUCUUCCCCUGGAUAACCCUUCAGGCAACAUCACAGGGACAGUGCGCAGGACACAGCGGGCCAAGCUGUAAAGACACCCAACAAUCUAGAAAAUGCUGCUUUGAUCAGUCUGAAUAAACUAUUUAAUAGAAAAGUAAAUCUGAUGUUGCGUAGGCCUAAUCAAGUUCUGAGGACCAAAAUGACCUUUAAUGCAUUUUUGUUUUAUCUAAAUCGCAACCACAACUCAAGAUUUCCCAAACAUGUCAAAGCUUUUGACCAUGUAAGGUGUAAUUCAAUAAAUUCAUGUGUUAAUAUUG